Messenger RNA from Sardina pilchardus (European sardine), 853 nucleotides. RefSeq lists its product as uncharacterized. The record is from RefSeq and is a predicted model, not a curated record. The transcript is spliced from 5 exons. NCBI's taxonomy places the organism in Eukaryota, Metazoa, Chordata, Actinopteri, Clupeiformes, Clupeidae. Bases 116 to 739 code for a protein of 207 amino acids.
GUGACGAUACACACGGUGGUGUGUGAAUAACACUUCACACUGGACAGCUACAACUAAGGAGAUCUUACGGAAUUUCGCCUGGGAUUUCGACGAAGAGAGUGGGUUAGGCUGGCAAAUGGAGCUGUACCAUCUCUACAUGCGAAUCCACCAUCAAGGUCUGGCGGGAGUGGAGUCUAGUGCUAACGUUAACGUUAACGUUAGCACUAGCAGAGAAUCUGCACGCCGAAAACGGGAGAUUUGCACAAUGUUGGUAGAGAGUGCUGCUAGCAAAGAUGGGGCGGGUGCAACUACCACUUCAGAGCCUGAAGAUGAUGGAGAUGGAGACAUCUCUACGAUGGACCCCGAGCCAGUAGUGGUCAAUCGUGGAUCACAGUGCAACAUAAGAUGUUUACAUCGUUCAUUGGGCAUACAGAAAGCACUGGAUGCUGAGAGGGACUGUGAAGAUCUGAAGCUAUGGAGGCCAGCUGUUAUAAACCAUCUAUACUGGACCGCAGCUUCCACCCCUACAGGAGAUCCAGAUGAGAUGCAGGCGAAAUGGCAGAGCAUGAUCAACCAUAUACAGUAUAUACAUCAACACAGCACUCCUGAAUUCCCCAGUUGCGCACAUCCACCGUUGGAAGGAGAGGCGAGAGACAAGGCGUGGCUGGAACCAGGAUCACCAGCAGCCAUUAAACUGGAGAGUGUAGCUGCCAGGAAAGCACUGGUGAAAGAUACUUCUCUUGGCAGCCCUACAUUUUAAUUGUAACGGAAACAGAGAUGUAGCUCGAACCAGUGAGGAUGAGGCACGCUACGCCGUUCGCUACCCGCGGUUUAGGAAAGGUGGCUUGGUAGUCCGCCCAAUCAAAGAGAAAUC